UCCAGUACAGAGCAAUCCCCAGUGCGGCCUUCCCUGCUAAGUGCCCACCCCAAGAAGAAGAUCACGACUAACUUUAACAUCCUGAGUGAUGAUCUAGACGAUGACGGGGUGGAUCCAGCUGAGGGUUUGGAGUGGGAGAAUGAUACACCUAUCAAACGGUCGGAUCCACUCCCUGAAUUCUCUGCUCGGGAUGAAUACCGCGAGUCUAAACUCUGGAAGGGGGUGGAGAUCGGAGGAAAACAGAUGAAGAUUGACCUCAAGGUCAUUGAGCCAUAUAAAAAGGUCCUCUCUCAUGGAGGUUACUAUGGAGAGGGACUAAAUGCCAUUAUUAUUUUCUCGGGAUGUUACUUACCAGACCACAGUAGGAAAGAUUAUCAGUAUGUGAUGGAUAAUUUAUUUAUGUAUGUGAUAAGUACGUUGGAGACCCUGGUUGCCGAGGACUACAUGAUUGUUUAUUUCCAUGGAGCCACACCACGGCGACAGAUGCCAAGCUUUGGUUGGCUGAAAAAAUGUUACCAGAUGAUUGACAGAAGAUUGAGGAAGAAUCUGAAGUCCUUAAUGCUGAUUCAUCCCACUCUGUGGCUUAGAACUAUAGUCAUGAUGACCAGACCAUUUAUCAGUGCCAAAUUUUCCUCCAAGCUGCGGUUUGUCCGGUCGCUGUCAGAACUAGGUCAGAUCAUUCCCAUGGAGUAUAUUUCUGUCCCAGAACAAGUACAACAGUACGAUGAUAGAAUAAUACAGCACCAGGCUAAAGUUACCUCCCCUAUCUCUCACUCUCCUGAACCUCUUACCUCCCCUUCCUAAUCCCAGAGCAGCACACACAGCACAUUUAUCACAACAGGCAAG
This is a messenger RNA of Saccostrea cuccullata (small rock oyster), 846 nucleotides long. RefSeq names its product protein prune homolog 2-like. The transcript has 8 exons. The annotation marks the transcript as partial. NCBI's taxonomy places the organism in Eukaryota, Metazoa, Mollusca, Bivalvia, Ostreida, Ostreidae. The record is from RefSeq and is a predicted model, not a curated record. Gene Ontology annotation, cellular component: cytoplasm.